Wasmannia auropunctata (little fire ant) is the source of this 1433-nucleotide messenger RNA. It is a transcript of the gene Hmgcl, whose product is annotated as hydroxymethylglutaryl-CoA lyase, mitochondrial. Lineage: Eukaryota; Metazoa; Arthropoda; Insecta; Hymenoptera; Formicidae. The record is from RefSeq and is a predicted model, not a curated record. Gene Ontology annotation, biological process: ketone body biosynthetic process; L-leucine catabolic process. Bases 117 to 1106 code for a protein of 329 amino acids. Gene Ontology annotation, molecular function: hydroxymethylglutaryl-CoA lyase activity. The transcript has a single exon.
AAAAAUGUCUGCCAUGGGACGGCACCCUUAAAGGCGCCUCGCGAGAGUCGCGAGUCUCGUGACUCGCGGUGACGUAUCGCACCGCCGAACACACGUGUAGGUGUACAUCUCGCACGAUGAUAAAAUCAUUCUCAAGAACGAUAUUGUCGGGUAUUCGUAAUCCCGUCCAGAGCUACGCAACGAGACAUUCCGGCGAUUUCGUGAAGGUGGUCGAGGUUGGACCAAGAGAUGGCUUGCAAAAUGAGAAGAAGAUCGUGUCGACUCGAGUCAAAGUCGAUUUCAUUAACAGGCUAUCCGCGACGGGAUUGCGCAGCAUUGAGGUUACGAGCUUCGUUUCGCCUAAAUGGGUGCCUCAGAUGGCGGACAACUCGCAGGUUUUCGAGCAAAUUGAGAAAAAAGACGGAGUAUCCUAUCCGGUGCUUGUACCGAAUCUGAAAGGCUUGGAGAGCGCUGUCGCGGCAGGCGCGAGGGAAAUCGCCGUGUUCGGCGCGGCGUCGGAGGCCUUCUCCAGGGCGAACACCAACUGCACCAUCGAGGAGAGCGUGAGGAACUUCAGGGGGGUGGUCGAGGAGGCGGGGAGGCACGGCAUCAGGACCCGGGGUUACGUGUCCUGCAUCGUCGGCUGCCCUUACGAGGGCGAUACCAAACCGGCCGUCACGGCGCACCUGGCCUCGGUGAUGCUGGAUCUCGGGUGCUACGAGAUCUCGCUGGGCGACACCAUCGGCGUGGGCUCGCCGAGGAGGAUCAAACGCGUGCUGCACGAGCUGCUCCACGUGUCGUCGAGCGACAUGGGCCGCUACGCGUUGCACUGCCACGACACCUACGGCCAGGCCUUGGCGAACGUGCACGCCGGUCUCGAGGACGGCAUCCGGGUCUUCGACUCGUCGGUGGCUGGACUCGGUGGAUGCCCGUACGCCGCUGGCGCCUCGGGAAACGUCGCCACGGAGGAUCUUCUGUAUCUCCUACGGGGCCAGGGAUUCGACACUGGCGUUGAUUUUGACAAAAUAGUGGAGAUCGGUGAUUACAUAAGUAAAGAGCUAGGCAGAGCGAAUCAGUCGAGGACUGGUGUGGCUGUGCUUGCCAAGAGGAAUCGCCAAAGAUGCUAAUCGAUAUUUGAUAUUUCAGGGUGCUUUCCAGCAAAAAAGAUAUAUUAGAUAUAAUCACACGUUUGGCUGUUAAAUAGAAAAUUUUCUGGAGCUUUGGAAAUGUUUUAUUCCUUGAUGCAAUGUCCAUAUGCAUUCUCUUACUGGAAAGCAUCCUUGCAUCCAUACAAGUUUAAUAAAAGCAAGGCGAAACCAAAGCAUUUUAAGACUUCCAAAACUGUAUAUAUAAUAUGUAUAUAUAAUUACUGAUAUAUUUUUAUAUGUUUAUAUAAAUGGGAAUUUUAUGAUAUUGUACAUUGAAGAUCUUAAAAAAUAUAUAUAUAUUACAUA